Molecule: messenger RNA, 402 nt
Organism: Coccidioides immitis RS
Lineage: Eukaryota; Fungi; Ascomycota; Eurotiomycetes; Onygenales; Onygenaceae
Exons: 2
Coding region: 1-402 (133 amino acids)
Source: RefSeq, a predicted model, not a curated record
AUGAAGCGCACAGCCGGCGGAUGGGUGAAAUGGCAAGGAAGAGAUGGGUCCAACACCGUACUGUACGUUCGAACGGUCAGGGAUAUCGAAAUGUAUUUGAACGUUUUAAAGGUGGAGAAAACAUUGAAAUCGAUUGGCGGAGGCCUUACUAGCGCAAACAGCCCAAACCGGGAUGCUGGGCGGACGCGGAAAGUCGGCGUGCUGAUUGGGUGGAAAUUCGUCGGGUGGGUGAAUUCUGGUUGGGCCGGCCGAGUGGCAGCUGCGUGGAAGUGGGAGUGGGACUUUGGGAGUGUGGUGGGAGAAAACUUGUUGGCGCCAGUGUUACUACUAGCGCGGUAUGCGGCCCGUAAGACCUUAUGCACUCCGCAACACUUGAGAAACGGCCCUGCACAACUGUCCUGA